AAUACAAUGGACUAAUGUCAUAGAGCAAUUUUUUUUUGCUAAACUUCAGGAUUUAACUCAUUCUUCUUCUUGUUCAAGUGGUUGCUGAUUCUGAAAUCUCUUCUUCAAUAACUUAGGUCUUGGUUUCAUAGGCUUCAAGUACUUAGAUUGAAAUCUAACCAUCUCUUUCAAAACACUAAUCAGCUUCCUCUCUAUUUCUUCACCGUCAGGUUCAAUAGCUCCUAAGCACCGUGCCACAGCCUCCGCCGUAGUUACACAUCCUCCGAAUGGUUCCUUCCUUAGCACAAGCUCUGAAUCGUAGAUGGUUCCUCCACUCACUGAUGCGUCUAUUUCCGUAUCCAAACACACUCUAACCGCUCCUGCUUCUCUUAACACCACCUCGCUAGCUUUGACCAUCUCCUUCGCGUGUUUCCACGUCGCGUCGAAUACGAUUAGUCUCAGCGGCGGGGGAUUUGAGAUCUCACGAUGGUUUAAGAGGUUUAGGGAUUUGAAUUCGGAUAUAGUGACGGCGGGAGAGGAAGGAGAAGAAGGGAAGAGGUAGAUUGUUGGCGGUGCUGGGAGUGCGGUUCCUCCGGCGGUGGAGAUGUGACGGCGGAGGAGACGGCGGGCGGGGAUUCUGGUGACGUUUAGUAAGGAUUUGGUAAGGAGAGGAGUGGUGUUGAGCUUGUGGCGUGACUCGUGUGGAUGGUGGAGGAUGAUGAUUUCUGUAUUCGUCGGAAUUAGAUCCGCUGGUAAGACGUGGCAGAGACAAAUCGCAUUUGGGCGAUCGCAGUUGUCGCAGAUCUGCCGGCGAUGAUGCGCGUCUUGCUCGUCCUCCAUCGUCACUGCUCUGUCACGCGAGCAUUCCAACAUUAAUGGGAAAUUAGAAAAAAUAAAAUAAUACGCUGUCGUUUUUGGUCUAUUAGAAACACGGCAUCGUUUAAACUAAGUUUCUGAACGACGGCGUUUGACCCAUUCACGAAUACGAAUACGAUUACGAUUGUAUUCACUACGUCGUCGUUUGGUCUGUUCACGAUACAUCGUCGUUGGGCAUUAACUUAUUUAACUCUCUGUCUCUUCUCCGGUCACCAUUUACCCAAUUGUACACGACCACUUUUUAGUUUUGACGAUUAGAUGAUCAACGUUGCUGGAAGUAGGAAAAUUAGAUAAGAGUACUGAUCAAAUCCUAAGAGAGAAUGUCCGGCGUCACCUCGGAGCCUAUUGCUAUGGAUGCCACUCGGUUCCAGCACACUCCUUACUACUGCGAAGAGAAUGUGUAUCUGCUCUGCAAGACGUUGUGCGAGAAUGGUGUAGCGGAGGCAACGUGUUCUGAUUUGUUUGUUGUUUUUAUCUCCAAUGAGAAGAAGCAGGUUCCACUUUGGCAUCAGAAAGCUAGUACCAGAGCUGAUGGGGUUGUACUGUGGGAUUAUCAUGUCAUCUGUGUCCAGAGGAAGAAAGAAAGUGAUUCUGAGCCUUUGGUGUGGGAUCUUGAUUCGACUUUGCCUUUCCCUUCACCCUUAGCCUCAUAUGUGACUGAAACUAUCCAGCCAUCUUUUCAGCUUUUCGCAGAGUACCAGAGGUUCUUCCGCAUUGUUCAUGCUCCUCUGUUCUUUAAGCAUUUCGCUUCCGAUAGAAGACACAUGAAAGAACCUGAUGGAAGUUGGACUGCUCAACCUCCACCCUAUGAACCCAUUGUUGCCCAAGAUGGAAUCUUGCACAAUUUGAGCGAGUACAUUGCCAUGAGCGGUGCGGAUACAUUGUCAAGCUUGGAUCCCGAAACAGUGACAGCAGCAAUUUCACAGAAACUUGGUGUUGUGGUGAGCCACACUCAGCUUCAGGAUCUCUUCACCAAGCUUCCUUAGCAUUCCAAUGUCUUUUUCUUAUGGGAUCAAAACUGUGUCAUUACUUGUAUAUUCAGGCAUGUUUUCAGUUGUCUUUUUGUCUUUAUUGAUGAAGCAGAGACUGAUUUUAGAUGGGG
Molecule: messenger RNA, 1957 nt
Organism: Arabidopsis thaliana (thale cress)
Lineage: Eukaryota; Viridiplantae; Streptophyta; Magnoliopsida; Brassicales; Brassicaceae
Product: amino-terminal glutamine amidohydrolase
Exons: 6
Coding region: 1176-1841 (221 amino acids)
Molecular function (GO): protein-N-terminal glutamine amidohydrolase activity; protein-N-terminal asparagine amidohydrolase activity; hydrolase activity, acting on carbon-nitrogen (but not peptide) bonds, in linear amides
Source: RefSeq, marked reviewed